GCAUAUAAAAUAUAAAAACCCUGGAGAUUUCUUUUCUUUCCUUCUAAAUUCUUUUUCUUCUUCUCGUCUUCAUUCUUCACUUAUAAAACUAUGGAAUUGAAAGGGUCUUGUCAUUGCGAAAAAGUUCGCUUUACUGUAAAGUCUCAUACACCGGCUCCAUUUAUGCGUUGUCAUUGUACUAUUUGUCGCAAGACGAAUGGCGGUGGUGGAUAUUGUAUCAAUAUCAUGGGUCUUUAUAAGACGCUCAAAGUGCAGGGUGAAGAAUAUCUUCGUAAAUAUCAAGCAAUGCGUGACAAGGAAACGAAAGAAUUAUGUGGCAAUAUACGACACUUUUGUGGUGAAUGUGGAACUCAUUUGUAUGCAUAUGAUAGGAAAUAUGCAGAUUAUGUUUAUCCAGUGGCAUCAUGUAUUGAUACUCCUUUACCAGAAGUGGACCCUAUAACAAAUGUGUAUUACAUUCUCACCAAGGAUAAGGCUAAUUGGGUUGUGAUUCCAAAGGGUGCUAAACAUACUUUUGACAAUUAUCCGGAUUUAUCUUUGGAGGAUUGGCAUAUCAAGAACAAGAAACUGGUGGAUUAGUUAGUUGAUUUUUUUUUUUUUUGAAUGCCAUUAAUAAAAAAGUAAAAAUGAACGUGAAAAUUACAUU
This is a messenger RNA of Halteromyces radiatus, 646 nucleotides long. RefSeq names its product Mss4-like protein. Gene Ontology annotation, molecular function: carbon-sulfur lyase activity. Bases 91 to 579 code for a protein of 162 amino acids. The record is from RefSeq and is a predicted model, not a curated record. The transcript is spliced from 6 exons. Lineage: Eukaryota; Fungi; Mucoromycota; Mucoromycetes; Mucorales; Cunninghamellaceae.